AUGGGGCCAGUUCCUCGGCGGGGAGAUGCGGAGGAGCCGCGACUUGGUUGUCUCCGGAUGGAGGGGACCCUUACCCUUGCUAGGCCUAGGCUGGAUUGGGACACUAUGGUGGGAGUGCUCCGGUUAGUUUGCCUGGGUACGCUCAGGUUCCUGGGUAAGGCUACGUUGGGAGCCCUGAGCCUGAUUCAUCUCCCAGUUACGCUUCAACGUGCGGUAGUCAUGUUCCAGCUCAACGUUCUUGGCAUGAAGAUGGUCAUACUUCUCGGACAUCUUGGUGACACUGGCUCGGAGGAGCUCCACCUCGGCCUGGAGAUUGACCUUUGCUGA
Molecule: messenger RNA, 327 nt
Organism: Prunus armeniaca (apricot)
Lineage: Eukaryota; Viridiplantae; Streptophyta; Magnoliopsida; Rosales; Rosaceae
Source: the annotation of a GenBank genome assembly